Molecule: messenger RNA, 1766 nt
Organism: Pungitius pungitius (ninespine stickleback)
Lineage: Eukaryota; Metazoa; Chordata; Actinopteri; Perciformes; Gasterosteidae
Gene: ap4m1
Product: adaptor related protein complex 4 subunit mu 1
Exons: 15
Coding region: 375-1766 (463 amino acids)
Biological process (GO): intracellular protein transport; protein targeting; Golgi to lysosome transport
Cellular component (GO): clathrin adaptor complex; trans-Golgi network; cytoplasmic vesicle
Source: RefSeq, a predicted model, not a curated record
AAACACAGGGCAGCCCGCUGGAGCCGAGCAGCUAAUCUGACGUUUGGGAUGCUUUUCAUUUGAACUUUUAAUGCUGCGCUUUACUAUUUCAUUAUUGUACAUGUUACGUUCGCUAGGUUAUCAUACAUUGUCUGCAUGUUGACCCUUUAAAAUAAAGCAUUUGUCCGCUCUUAUAGUUAGUUUAUCUUUAAUGUGUUUAUAGCAUGGCACGGUUAGCACAGUCGGCCACAGUUAGCAGGCGUAGAAAUCACUUUUAUUCAUCAUUUUGGUUUUCAUAAUGAAUGGUUAAAGAAGGUUACGACAAGACUUCAGUGGGUCCCACUGUGUGACAGCGCCACCAGGAGAGCAGCUGUCCUGAAUCCUGCUUCUGCAGGAUGAUCUCUCAGGUCUUCAUCUUGUCCUCACAAGGCGACCACCUCAUCUACAAAGACUUCCGCGGAGAGGCAGGAAGUGAUGUCGUCUGUGUUUUCUACGAGAAGGUCACGGCGCUGACUGGAGACCAGCCUCCGGUCGUCAUGAGUCACGGAGAUCUUCACUUCGUCCACGUCAGGCAAGGAGGACUCUACUGGGUCGCCACGACGACCGCAGACUCCUCGCCCUUCACUGUCAUCGAGUUCCUCAACAGGUUAGCGGCUCUGGUUAAGGAUUACUGCGGCAGCUUGUGUGAGAAGUCGGUCCAGAUGAACUUUGCUCUCAUCUACGAACUGCUGGACGAGGUCGUGGACUAUGGUUACAUCCAGACGACGUCCUCUGACGUUCUGAAGAACUUCAUCCAGACUGAAGCCGUUUGCUCCAAACCGUUCAGCCUGUUUGACCUCAGCAACGUCGGCUUGUUUGGAGCAGAAACUCAGCAGAGUAAAGUAGCUCCGAGUUCUGCUGCCACCAGACCGGUCCAGUCCAGCAGAGAGCAGGGUGGGAAGAGCGAGAUAUUUGUGGACGUGAUCGAGAGGAUGUCAGUCGUCAUUGGCUCCAACGGAGUUGUGAUGAAGGCCGACGUGGAGGGAGAAAUCCGAGUCAAGUGCUUCAUGCCCAGCUGCUCCGGUGAGUGUGAGACGGUGACUCUGGUUUCCUCUGUGACGCUCAGUGACUCUUUGUGGUUCUUCACAGAGAUGAGGAUCGGUCUGAAUGAGGAGUUCAGCAUCGGGAAGUCACAGCUCAGAGGGUACGGUGCGACGGCCCGUGUGGACGAGUGCCGAUUCCACCAGGCUGUUCGACUGGACGAGUUCAACGGCAGCCGGAUCCUCAGGCUCUGCCCCAGUCAGGGAGAGCAAACGGUGAUGCAGUACCAGCUGAGUGACGAGCUGCCCUCGGCUCCUCCCUUCCGCCUCCACCCGACCAUCCAGAGGGACAGCGGAGGACGCCUGCUGAUGUACCUGAAGCUCCGCUGUGACCUGCCUCCAAAGAGCGCUGCCAUCAACGUCUGUGUGAGCGUCCCCGUCCCCAGAGGCUCCGCCAGUGUGUCUCAGGAGCUCAGCAGCCCCGACCAGAGUGCUGAGCUGAAGCUGCAGAGUCGAGCCAUCGAAUGGAAAAUCCCUCGAUUCGCCGGAGGGACACAGCUGUCUGCUGUGUUCAAGCUGGAGGCCUCGGCCCUCGGCCCCGCCCCCUUGAUGGAAGUCGGUCAGGUGGUUCUGGCCUUUGAGCUUCCUCACCUCACGGUGACGGGUCUUCAGAUCCGGUUCCUCCGCCUGUCCCCGGUGCAGCCGGGUCCGUCUCAGCGCUGGAUCCGCUACGUCACCCACUCCGACUCCUACGUCAUCCGCGUCUAA